Ciona intestinalis (vase tunicate) is the source of this 2802-nucleotide messenger RNA. Lineage: Eukaryota; Metazoa; Chordata; Ascidiacea; Phlebobranchia; Cionidae. The record is from RefSeq and is a predicted model, not a curated record.
AAUCAGCAAGUUAAAACUCUGCACCUAAAAAUAGACAUAUAAUUAAAGCGUAUAGACGUAAACACCAUCUACCUUAUCAACAGCAAAUCUCUUUUAUUUUGAAGCGCGAAAAUAAAAUCGAACGGUUCCCUCGUAACCGCUCGUCCAUGACGUAACACUCCCCUAACAGCUAACAAAAAUUUUAAGCAACAUUCUGUUUUAAACAUUAACGAAAAUGAAUUAUAGGUUUUAAAAGCUUUAAAAUUCUGUCAUUUAAAAUAUAGAAACUUUUCUGUUAUAAAAUUGAUUACAAGCAUUAUAAACCGAUAAACAUAUAAUCAAAAUUUCACAGUAUGCUAUUUCGAUGGUAUUAAGCAUUGUUUGAUCACAAACCCAGCAUUUAAAAAAUUUUGUCUUUAUUUUCCACUAAGCUUAAAUGACUUUUAGUCUCCGUUAUUUCUAGAUUUCAGCUGAAAUAAAAACAUGCAAGGCGCGUCCACAGCGUCAAACUUACAUCACCAUCCUGCCACAGUACAAUCGCAGCUAAGGAGCGGAGUAGCCAUAACUUCGGUUUCACAAUGCGUGGAGGAAUUGAUUGCCAACAGUAUCGAUGCCAAUGCAAAAACUAUCGGCAUUUUCGUUGACCUGAAAAAGUACUAUGUUCAAGUGACCGACAAUGGCUGUGGCUUUAGCAAAUAUAAUCUGUUCAAAUCAGCUCGUAGGUACGCAACCAGCAAAUGCCCGGACAGUGAAAAUUUCAAAUUUAAUCUGGCUCAUUACGGCUACCGUGGCGAGGCGUUAGCGAGCAUGGCGGAGCUCUCCUCGAACGUCAGCAUUAUCACUUGCAUGAAAGGAGACGGUUCACCUUAUUCGAAAACUAUAUCUUCGUUUGGUACGAAGCAUAGUGAUAUUCAAACCCACGUUGCCACUAAGCAGCAACAAGGAUCAACUGUGACAGUAAGCGGUCUUUUCUCCAACAUGCCUGUCAGACGCAAAUACAUGGACGAUGAUAUUGAAGCUGAACAAAUUCGCAAAACUGUCUGCAAUUUAGCUCUUUCAAAUCUGGAGGUUACAUUCACGUUAAAUGUGUUAGAAUCGGCGCAUACUUUGAGACUUAGCCGAACCACUGAUCCGCUUAUCAGGUCUUCAUUGAAAUGUUUGUGUAACGGACGCAAUCAUCUUGCUAACAACGUUUCGUUUAGGUUGAACACUAUUCAUGAUUCAGUUGCAAGUCAAAACUUUCAAACCAUUUCAACUACUAAUGGGAAACUGCAUAUUGAUGCUUACUUAAGUGAGACUGGUCAUCGCAACAAAUCCAUACAAUACGUUUAUGUUAACAGGCGGUUAGUGCUAAAGACCAAAAUUCACAAACUAUUGUCCGAAUUGACAAACCAGAGCCAACGUGACGAUUCUGAUGUCAAAGGAAUUAUCUCAUCACCUGCCUACGUCAUUUACCUGAAAUGCCCCUAUAAAUGGUAUGACAUUUCACUUGCACCUGGCAAAACCAUGGUUGAGUUCCGAAACUGGAAUUUUAUUUUGUCAGCGGUUCGAAAACUUUUUUGUAAAGCGAAAAACAUUCCUUGGAUCAGCGUUGAAACUCCCGCUAACUUUAAAAGCGAAUCAAUGGAUAUAAACACAGCUACAGAUCUCGUGUGUGUGAUGGGUCGUGCCGUCGGUACAACACGACCAUGUGACUUCACGAAUGCAAAAUCAACGUCGCCAAAUGGAAAUACGACUCAAAAUUGUCCAUUUACCGAGCAAGAUCAAAAUAAACACACCGAAUUGCCGAAAGACUGGGUUACCAUGUUCAGUCAAAACCUUGGACGUACGGUAUUUUUCAACACUAAAACUGGGUGCUCAUCACUAACUAAGCCAACCUUAGCUCGGUCGACAGAAAUCAACUUAAACAAACGUGGUAUUGGCCUGAACAAAGUACUGGUUCCCAUUUCAAAAACGCCUCGGUUAUCAGCAAACUUGUUGCAAUCUACACAAAAAACAGUUAAAAAGCCGAUGCCAAGUGUUCGAGUCGAUAACGUUACCGUAUUUCGACCACAGCAACAGAACACAACAGCGCACCCAACAUUUUUUCAAGGUAUUUACACAGAAGUAAAGUUGACAAAAGAGGUCUUAACGAAAUUGAAGGUAAUUGGUCAAUUUGGGAACAAGUUUAUUGCAUGUUCUGUUGGCUGCACCACUGAUUCACGUGGUAUGCUACUACUGGUUGAUCAACACGCUGCCCAUGAAAGAGUUCGUUUGGAAUCUUUUAUCUCCGAUGCCUAUGAAUCAAGCAAGCGAAUAAAUCUGAAGACAUCUAAACUUGAAAGCAAAGUUGAGAUUAAUCUGACCAAAACGCAAACAGCAGCUGUACGUAACCACCCAGAAGUCUUCUACACGUGCGGACUGCGAUUUGACUCCGAUUUGAAUACAGAAGAUGAUCUAGUAACGGUUAACAGCAUUCCUUCUCUGCUUACCACUUCUGGCACUUUAAAAGAGACGAUUGAGAAUUUGAUUGAAGAGAGAACACAAGCAUUGUAUGUAAACCGUGGGGUUAGCGACAGCAUGUCCCCUGUAUUAUUUCAACUAUUGUGUUCCAAGGCAUGUCAUGGCGCAAUACGAUUCGGUGACCCACUCGCACUGGAACAGUGUACUGAGCUGCUUACGGCGCUGUCCAAAUGCGAUUUUCCCUUUCAGUGUGCGCAUGGUAGACCUUCUGUUAUGCCGCUGUUGGAUUUGAAUACACUUAAGACUAAAAAGAAAAGAUUAAACUUGAAAGCACUUAGUGAAAUACAAAAUACAGUUUAAUUUUUUUAUUGUGUGUAUAAA